Molecule: messenger RNA, 1657 nt
Organism: Rhineura floridana
Lineage: Eukaryota; Metazoa; Chordata; Lepidosauria; Squamata; Rhineuridae
Gene: YIF1B
Product: Yip1 interacting factor homolog B, membrane trafficking protein
Exons: 8
Coding region: 130-1092 (320 amino acids)
Biological process (GO): endoplasmic reticulum to Golgi vesicle-mediated transport
Cellular component (GO): endoplasmic reticulum membrane; Golgi membrane; COPII-coated ER to Golgi transport vesicle
Source: RefSeq, a predicted model, not a curated record
AUUGGUGGCCCCGAGCAGCCUCUGAGUGGGCGGUUGAGCGAGGUCUCCUCUGGCUCUUUCUUCGCCCGGUCCGGCCUCGCACGGCCCCUCCCCGCCGUGGAGCUCGGAGCGGCGGUGAACGCCACCGCCAUGGACCGCGCCGGCGCGCGUGCGGGGGGAGCAGCAGGAGCAGCCUGUAUGGCCACCAAGCGCCGCCUGCCUGCCGCUGCCGCCGCGUCCUCGUCGACGCCUUCCCCGCUGGGCCUCUCGUCCUCCAGCCCGGCCGUGAUGGCGGACCCGCACCGGCUCUUCGAGGACACGAGCUCCGGUGCCUCCUCCGCGGGCAGACCCGCCUACGCCGAGCAGGUCUCCGCCUCCUUCCUCUCCGAGCCCGCCGUGUCCAACUUCGCGGUGGCCUACGGGAGCAGCCUGGCCAGCCAGGGCAAGGAGAUCGUGGGCCGGAACAUCGAUCGCCUCAUCCCCGUGACCAAGCUGAAGUACUAUUUCGCCGUGGACACCAUCUAUGUUGGCAAAAAGCUGGGGCUGCUCCUGUUCCCCUUCCUGCACCAGGACUGGCAGGUACAGUACCAGCAGGACACCCCAGUGGCACCACGCUUUGAUGUCAACGCGCCAGACCUCUACAUACCAGUAAUGGCAUUCAUCACCUACAUUCUGGUGGCAGGGCUGGCGCUGGGAACCCAGAAUAGGUUCUCCCCUGACCUGCUGGGCUUGCAGGCCAGCUCAGCCCUGGCUUGGCUCAUUGUAGAGGUGCUAGCCAUUCUCCUCAGCCUCUACCUCGUGACUGUCAACACAGACUUGUCCACCAUUGACCUGGUUGCCUUCUCAGGGUACAAGUAUGUUGGGAUGAUUGUUGGCCUUUUGGCUGGGCUGCUCUUUGGGAAGAUGGGUUAUUACCUGCUGCUGAGCUGGUGCUGUAUCACAAUCUUUGUUUUCAUGAUCCGGACCAUGCGCUUGAAGAUCCUGUCUGAGGCAGCAGCCGAAGGAGUGCUGGUGCGGGGAGCCAAAAACCAGCUGCGCAUGUACCUGACCAUGGCUGUGGCCGGGUUGCAGCCGCUCAUCAUGUACUGGCUCACCUUCCACCUCAUCUAUUGAAGGGUCUGCUGAGGCAAGCCUGGUCCCUCUCCAGUAAGGGACCCAGUCAGGCAGUUGCCUGGUGCAUACUGUGCAAACAGGCUGGGAAUAGACCCAGCCCAGAGCUUCUGCUGCUUCAGCUCUGACAAGACAUCUCUGUGUAAGUUGAUGUUGUGGGUGCUGAUGGGCAGGCAGCAGGAGCUUGUGUGUCAGUGAGGGAGGGAGAGCACGCUAUGAGGUGGCCAUUUCUGCCUCUCCAGGUCCUCUUUUGGAGAGGGAGGAGGCAGGCAGCAGGCACCUCUGCCUGGGGGACUGCCAUCCUUUCCUCUUUGCAUGCAGGCCAGAGCCCUUCCUGAUUACUGUACACCUCUGGAGUGUGUUGAAGUGCAUUCCUGUCUGUUCCUGCCCUUGUAUCUGUCCACGUUGCUGCUUGUGAGUGACUCAGUAUUACUACAGAGGGGAGAUGAUGGGCCAGGUUGAAGGGCAGCUGCCUCACCCUAGCCAGCCCUACGAGCUGCUUGUGUCUCUGUUGAAUCUGUGGCCUUCUGUGCCGUCCACACAACAAGCAAAUAAAAAGUGAAAACUG